Messenger RNA from Aedes aegypti (yellow fever mosquito), 4593 nucleotides. RefSeq lists its product as uncharacterized. Bases 425 to 3520 code for a protein of 1031 amino acids. NCBI's taxonomy places the organism in Eukaryota, Metazoa, Arthropoda, Insecta, Diptera, Culicidae. Gene Ontology annotation, cellular component: nucleus; cytoplasm. Gene Ontology annotation, molecular function: ubiquitin protein ligase binding. The transcript has 12 exons. The record is from RefSeq and is a predicted model, not a curated record. Gene Ontology annotation, biological process: proteasome-mediated ubiquitin-dependent protein catabolic process; regulation of proteolysis.
CGCGGACAAAGACAAGGAUGAUAACAUGACACUUGCAGGAUUCGUUUCAUGUGUCGAAAUGGCAGCAGAAGUAUCGAUGGGUGAAAAUUUUCACUUCGCUGAAAAUUCUUACAAUUUUUUGUGCUAAAUUGAUUGCGAUUGCAUUGUGUCGUUUGUUCGCGGUGAAGACAUGUUGAAAAAAUGAUUCAUUACAUAAAGUGACUUAUCGAGUGAUUGGAAAAGAUAAAAUCCAGAAUUUUUCGCUUGCAAAUUUUCUUCACAUCGCCGGGUUAUGAUAUAGAUAUGGCAAAUUAUUUUAGUCUCAUUUAAAACCAUAAACGAGUUUACGAGAAGUGGGAAAUUAGUGAAAAUCGUGAUUAGUAGUAAACUAGUGGAAUAAAGUGAUAGUUUGUGCUGUUCAAAGUUUAUCUAAAAUAAAGUUACGAUGUCUUCUGAUAGCACUAGUUCAUUUUUCGGGACCUGGGAGAUCAUUGAAUCCAACCUCGAUGGAACGGCAGACAAACUAGGAUUGGAUGGCAUCAAAUUUCGACUGGACGAAAUGGGUGACAUCAUCUGGUACAACGAUCUGGUGAACACAAACCAAAUCUCCGAUGACCAAAAGAGGGCUAGCUUUGAGUCCAGCUUCUGUCCUAUUAACGACUCGGCAACGGUUUUGUUCAGCUGUGAAACGUUUGAAGUCCUGGAACUCAGCUCUAAUGGGCCUGGAUUGAUCUUCGGGUCGUACACUGGCCAUAGCAUCGAGUUUCUAACGAACACACGGAGUCCCACUGACCGUAUGCUUUUGAAAUGCGAAGGUUGGUGUCAGUUGAUUUGCAAGCGAGUGAAGGAUGACCAAUCGAUAGGACAGGAGAUUCCAUUCACGUUGCUGUCUGUUCUGGAUGAUGGCAAUUUUUGCGAUGUUACGCUCAAAAGCUGUGACAAUGUGAUUUAUAACGUUCAUUCACCGAUACUACGAUUAAAUGGCUUCGACUGUAGUAGUGUAGCAGCAGCAACCGCAUAUCAAAGUCUGAUUGGUGGAGGCACAACCGACCGAUCUCAUCCACCGUUAAUGAAAGUGUGCUCAGUGCCAUGCGCGAAAUCGCCGAAAACAUCAACCCAACAUAUCAGCCAACGGCCCAGUCCGACUGCAACUAGCAAUUUCCUUCUUCCACCUACAUUCGACGUUUACAACCUUUCGCCAAAACUUGCCAAUAUCUCCAACUCUUUCAACUGCCUAACGGCAAACGAUUCGAUCUUCCUAGAUGUGCCCAAAAAACAUCACGUUUUUUCCUCAGAUUCCAAUCUUAAUUCAGAUCGGAAUAUAUUUUUUUUCCCCGCUUCCAGUACACUUUCCGCAUUUCAUGAUCCUUUUCAACGCACUGGAAAAUUUAAGAUUCCUGCUUCACCAUUCCGAGCCCGCAGUCCUUCGCCCUUUCCGUGUUCAUUGGAAACCCCUCCAUCAUCUCCGCUUACACCGCUUUCAGUUUUGAACAACAUCCCUUCGAAGAUGCUCUCAACUAUUUUACAUUGGCUGUACUGUGAAAGUCUUCCCGAGGAUUUGGACGAGGAGACUUGUACCAGUUUGAUAGCGAUGUGUGAAAGUACGAUUCCGUUGAGUCGAAUGACCGCACCAUGUAAAAACUUCCUGCGUAAUAUCCAGCUUAAAAAAUUUGUCAUCGAUGUGGUAUCCGACUUACACGACAGUUUGAACCAUGUGAUUCAGAUGAUAAACCCGAGUACAAUUUCUCACAGUCCCUGUGUUUUAUGUCAGAUAUUCAAAGAAGGAUUCAAGGAGUCACUAAUCGCUAUCGUAAAGCUUAUUCAAUUCUGCAACAUUUUCACGAAAGAUGCUACCACUUUUACACGCUUCCAACGUCACGAGAUCAUCAAAUAUGUUCGCUCUAGGACACCGGUCUUCCUGUCGCAAAUCCAUCAAUUACUUCAGAAUAUAAACAUCGUGCUGUGUUCGCUGACAAACGAGGAGAAAAAUGACUUGGUGUCCUAUUUGGUGCCGGAAAUCGUUUACGCCUUGGAGGUUCUGGCAGCGUCAAUUACGGAAAUCAAAAACUCGCUGGAAAUAGUUUGCAAGGAUCUCAAAACAACUCCCGAUGUGUGUGGGAAUCCCGGUGGGUCAUCCAGCGGUAUGCGAGAUGAGCGCUCAGGUCGCAAUCGAACGCGUAGCUCAUCAGGAUACUCUAGCAGUGUCGGUCAGGGAGCAACUAGUCCUUCGACUGGAAGCGGAGAGUCUCGAUACAAUCAAAACUCCGAUAGUGAUCUCAAAUUUUUCUUAUACAUGUACGAAGUCAAAAAAAUGCGGGACAUUUACGGGAAAGUUUGCGGUGCGUUGGAAUUUAUACUACGGUCCAGAGCAUCGUUCAAUGAAAUGAACCAUCUGCAUCAGCACGAAACCGUCAGGUCUAAUCUGGAACAGCUUACUCACGAGGUGCCAAUCUACAUUGCGCGAUUGGAGGAGCUAUGUGAUAUCAUUGAUGAAAGAAUCGGAUGGAAGGAGUUCAAGUUUUGCUUUAAGUUUCUGACAAGUCAGGUGAACGGAAUAAUCACAAAACUUCUGGAGCACAAGUCUGCCUUACAUGACGCGAUGUUGUAUGUGUCUAACCUGGUACAAAAAGAACAAUUCACCCGUGCCCUGUUAGAGUUAGGUCUGCUAGCAAAUCAAAGUAUAGAUAGCACAGGGUAUGGAGAUCCUCGGCCAUGUCCGAGCAGAUACCAAGAUUACAGUAGCACUAAGCUAAAUCUUGUGCAAAGUCUGUGUGAACCCCCGUCCGCCAUCAACAGCAGUUUGUCGAAGAAUGCUCUUAAACUGUUACAUUCUGGUCAGCUGGCAGACAUGGAGUUCGAAGUCGUGGUUUCACCUACCGAUUGUCAGAACGAAAACAUAACUUUCGACUUUAGCCCAGAUGAUGCGCUGCUUCAGAAUGAUAGUGGAGCUGCGGUUUGUGGGACGCCCAUUAAGAAUCAGUCCCAUAUAUUCAAAGCUCACAGAGUCAUAGUUGCCGCCCGAUGUGAAUGGUUCAAGAAGGCUUUGCUGUCUGGAAUGCAAGAAGAUAUUAAUAGGAAAAUUGUCAUUCACGAUACUUCGCCUGUGAUAUUUCGAAGACUACUCCUAUAUCUGUAUGGUGCACCAGUUGACAAGUCUGUUGGUGUUGAUCAAAUCUGUGAAUUAAUGCUGUUAGCUGAUCGGUACUCGGUGGAUAACUUAAAAGACAUUUGUGAGAAUACGCUGAUCGCAUCCAUAGACGGUGACUCGGUUAUCUACUUGUUUGGCAUAUCGGAUCGCUUCAAUGCAUCUUCGUUGAAAGCAAGCUGCCUUUCGUAUCUAUCCCAGCACACUGAAUUGACUAAGCUAGAGAUAUUCAAUGAGCUUCCAGGGUAUCUUCAGAAUGAGGUUCAAGACUUAAUCAGGUGGUGCGGACGCGUACCAGAACCGUGGAGCGAACGAACCGAUCGUACCAGACGAAGCCUAAAAAGUCCAUCGCGCUCCAAAUCUCGUUCGAGGAAAACUUCGCCUUCAUUUAUGUGACAAUGAUGUGUGGAGCGAAUGAUGCUGCCCAUGCGGGUGUACUGACUGUCUCUUAAACUCCGAUAGCACUUGUUCUUUUACAUUUCAUGACUGGAAAAUAAGUACUGUGAUGUGUCAUAACUUUCUGACACGAAAGCAAACGAAACUAGUUGUCCUCGGUCAUGCUAAUAGAAAACUUAUGUACGAGUAUUGUAGCAUCAGUAAAGUUAUCAUCUCAACGCAAUUUCUUCAGCUUUUUACCUGUUGCAAGGAAUUUUGUAGAUAGUAUUUUCUCAAUUCAAAACAAAAUCGUCAUUGAAAACUGUAACGAUCAAAAGUAACUAUUGUAAUAUAAUUGUUUUAGUAUUUCAAUGCUGUUAUUAAUAAUUCAUUGCAGUAAGGAGAACUCCGUAAAAGAUCAGAUUAUUUUUAUAUUUAAGUUAACGUAACAGUAUCGUAUUUUAUCGCUUUUGUUGAACAUUGAUCCUAACAUGCCUUUUUAUUAGAAUGGAAUGUCUAUCACUAUCCUUCUUGUCUGAUCUUUAAUCCAUUUAGUCAUCUCUGGAUGCUCAAAUGAAUAAAUAGUGUUGGAAGUACGCGUAUUCCUUUCUAUCUCAUGUUAAAUUUGAAUGAAUUUUUUAUUUUUACUAUCUUAAGUUAAAUCUGCUCAAAAAACAAAAGCAAUCGUUUGUUUUUCAAGCAUUUACUAAAUAAGUUAUAGUCAAUUUUUGAAUAUAAUAAGAAAAAUCCAAAUGCAUAUCCAUGUCUUUGUUUCAAGAAUCAAAUGGAAAAUGACGAUCAUACGAUGCAAAAAAAUUGUUUCUACGUUAGCAUAUUUGUUUAUCCAAAAUUAAAAUCUUUGUUGUCUUGCUAUACUUAUUCGAAGCCUAGAGUAGAAUUAUUGUAUUUUAUUUCCUAGGUUUAAAGUGGAUAAUUAAUGAUAAAACAUUAAUGAUUUCUUUAGAGUUUGUUUUAGAUAAAAUUUCCAAUGUUUUCUUGAAUUAUUUUAUUACAGUAUAAGCAGAGCAGCAUGUUGGGAAAAUUGGUUUUGUUUUAAGUGUUUAAAAAAUAAAAUUCGAUUUUGAAAACUGUCA